AAUUCAUAAUUACUAAAUGGUUUCAUUUUGCUUCAUUCAAAUAGCCACAAACUUCAAUUCAUGACCUCAUUUGCCAUAAAUUCGACUCGUGACGUUAUUUUAUGCCUGUUUUGUUGAAACGUACUAUAAUUGUAUCUUUUCCCUCGUUUCAAUUAUUGUUUUAAGCUCAGCAGCAAAUAGUAAAAAUUAAUUAGAAUCAAAUUACCACGGCUUACCACCAAAAAACGGAGGCUAUUAAUGGGCGCUUUGUUUUUCUAACUGCGUGCAUUUUUUUCCUUGUAUUAUAUAUAUUUUUAUUCGCGUUGCUGUUUUACUCUUACGUAGUGGUUUUCAAUUCCCCAUUUUUGACUUGCACGUGGUGUAUGUCAGUGUAUGUGUGUUCUAGUUUUGAUGUGCCACUAAUGCGCUAGGCCGCCUUGUGUUUUUACAACACACAAUUUUUUUUUAUCCUUUUCGCUGUUUGAUUGCGUCCUACUGUCUUUGUGUGUGUGUGUAUACAUAUAAACAUACAACUUUGAUUGCACCCGCAAAAAAAGUUACCUCAAAGCCAUUUCGCCUACUGAGGAAGAAAGAAAAUCUCUCACAAAUGGGUGACAACUAAGCUACAAGACAGCCAACGGUCCACUACAAGCUUAACUUAAUUUGAACUUCCUGGCGCGCACAAUUGGAACCAAGUAGAAAUUUAAUAACCCACUGAAAAAUUUGAUUAUUCAAAAAUACCCACAAAUUGAAUAUUCCCACAAAUUGUAAAUUGGUCCAAUUUAAAUGGCAGCUUAUAAAAUUUGUCUGUAUUUUGUCCUGGUUUCCAACUGUUUAUUUUCGGCGUCAGCUUACCAUGUUUCUGAGUUCGAAUAUUAUGGGUCAGAGCAAGUGAUGAAAGAGCUGCUGAUUCCCUCAUUUGAAACCCACGGAUCCUACGACCACCCAUCUCAAUUCGCGUACUGCAGAGCCACCCCGGUCAGUGCAGCCGUGCAGAUCAAUGACGUAGUUGAGCAUCCAGUUGCAGAAUCCAGUUUGGACGGAGACGGUGGAAACACCAUCAAAGAAAUUGAAGUAUUCUUGUGCAGUGAGAUCGCAAGCAGCCAAUUAGUUUCUUGCGACACUCCACAACAAAUCAGCAAAUUAUGUCAAAACGCUGAGCUGACCAAUCCUUCGUCAACAGCCCGAUCAAAUAUCUGGCAUGCAGAUGCAAUAAUGCUGCGAGUUAUUUACUACACGGAAAAAAUAGCCAAAGUACCAGCAGUCGGAAUAAUUUUCAGCGAGUUCGCUUAUGAAAACGAAAAGUCUCUUGUCGAAGGCCCACCCAAAGGUUCCGAGAGUUUCCUUGACAACCCAGCGUGGAACAGCAUUCGAUCGAACCCGGAACCCGAAGUAAAGCGAGAUGGUUUGUGGCAACUUAAGUGGAAAUCUGGUGCAAUCGGCCAGACUUCAGGGGUGUCAGUUCUGGACGAGGAGUUCACAUAUGUAUUCCACAGGGGCGAUCGAGCUUGGGGUAUAAACACGUUUGAUCGCCACUUUAAUGUCCAGAACAAGACCAAAAUCAACACGGAUACGAUUCUCAAAUGCAAGGUCGAAACCGGUGAAUGUGGUUCAUCUUUCGGGAAAAACCAAUUCCUGUUACCGCAUGGAAUAAGCGUAACUCCUGACAAGAAACAUCUGCUGGUUACGGAUGUUGGCUCCCACCAGGUGUUGAAACUCAAUAUUCAAUCCGGUGAUGUUGAGAUGACGCUGGGAACUUUUGGUGAGCCCCUACAAGGAGACGAUCCGAACUACUUCUGUCAACCUGCUGAUGCUGAGAUGGACGCAAAGAGCGGUCUUAUUUUUGUAGCUGAUGGCUACUGCAAUAAAAGAGUGGCAGUUUUCACCGGAGACGGAAAGUUCAAAACGAGCAUUAAAGGAUGUUUCGGACAAGAGUUCAGAGUGGCACAUGAUUUGGCUAUUGACGAAGCCAACCGAAUGCUCUUUGUAGCCGACAGAGAAAAUGACCGAAUAUGUGUCUACAACAUCAGCUCAAACUCAUUCGGAAAAGAAUUGGACGUUAUCGAAACUGGGAGCUCGGUAUACGCAGUUGACUACAACAUCGGCAAUUUGUACUCAGCCGAGAACAAACGAGAGGCGCGAAAAGCGUUUGGAGUCGUAAUGCCGACUGUUAAAGAGGGCAAGGUCACCAUGUUUUCGGAUUCCAACAUGCAAGAUCCUCACGACUUGUCCGCUUUUGACAACAAGUUCAUUUUCGUCAGUGAUUUGAAAUCCGAAGCCAAGGUGUUCAAAUUCAUCUACACCAAAUAAAUUUGAGCUCAAGCUUUUCCUAUGACAACAAGCUAACAGAGCUGAUAAUAUCAGUCAAACUCAAUCACUUACUUGUUAUCGCGAAACACCCUUUGCUGGCGACUAAAGCAAAGUUUAUAGCCAAAAUAUUUUGAAGUAGAAUAAUUUCAAUUUAUCAUUUCUGCAACAAA
Molecule: messenger RNA, 2459 nt
Organism: Symsagittifera roscoffensis
Lineage: Eukaryota; Metazoa; Xenacoelomorpha; Acoela; Convolutidae
Product: peptidyl-glycine alpha-amidating monooxygenase A-like
Exons: 3
Coding region: 766-2289 (507 amino acids)
Biological process (GO): peptide metabolic process
Cellular component (GO): extracellular region; membrane
Molecular function (GO): catalytic activity; protein binding
Source: RefSeq, a predicted model, not a curated record